GUUUGACCAAUCACAGAUUCAGGAGUUUAAAGAGGCCUUCAACAUGAUUGAUCAGAAUAGAGAUGGUUUCAUUGACAAGGAAGAUUUACAUGAUAUGCUUGCCUCCCUGGGGAAAAAUCCAACCGAUGAAUAUCUAGAUGCCAUGAUGAAUGAGGCACCAGGUCCCAUAAAUUUCACCAUGUUCCUCACAAUGUUUGGUGAGAAGUUAAAUGGCACAGAUCCAGAAGAUGUCAUCAGAAAUGCUUUUGCUUGCUUUGAUGAAGAAGCAACUGAAUUACGCAGCCACCAUGUCGAGCAAAAAGGCAAAGACCAAGACCACCAAGAAGCGCCCCCAGCGUGCAACAUCCAAUGUGUUCGCCAUGUUUGACCAAUCACAGAUUCAGGAGUUUAAAGAGGCCUUCAACAUGAUUGAUCAGAAUAGAGAUGGUUUCAUUGACAAGGAAGAUUUGCAUGACAUGCUUGCUUCUCUAGGGAAGAAUCCAACGGAUGCAUACCUCGAUGCCAUGAUGAAUGAGGCACCAGGUCCCAUAAAUUUCACCAUGUUCCUCACGAUGUUUGGUGAGAAGUUAAAUGGCACAGAUCCAGAAGAUGUCAUCAGAAAUGCUUUUGCUUGCUUUGAUGAAGAAGCAACUGGCACCAUUCAGGAAGAUUACCUGAGAGAGCUGCUGACAACAAUGGGAGAUCGGUUUACAGAUGAGGAAGUGGAUGAGCUGUACAGAGAAGCACCUAUUGACAAAAAGGGAAAUUUCAAUUACAUUGAGUUCACGCGCAUCCUUAAACAUGGAGCUAAAGAUAAAGAUGACUGAAAGAACUUUAGCUAACACCUUCCAAUUACUUUGUCUUACUCUGUUUUAUUUUCUCUACACUUUCCCCCAUCCUUAUAGACCUGUUGCAUGCAGCUUAGUUUCACAGCUUUGCCUCUUUUUUUUUUUGAUGUAUUUAUUCUAGACCUUUCUGCCACUUAGCCCUUAUAUAAUCAGACUGAAGAUGGGGAUAAGGUUGUAAAUUGUGUUGAAAAAGAGUUUGCAAAUAAAAAUCAACAAAUGUGAAAGCCCAGGAAAAUAUAUUUCAGUAUUUCUGGUUUUGCUGGAUUUUUACAUUUUGUAUAAUAAAAAUGCUAUUUUUAAAUAAAGAUUAUGCUGACUCAAAUGGAAU
Molecule: messenger RNA, 1155 nt
Organism: Molossus molossus (Pallas's mastiff bat)
Lineage: Eukaryota; Metazoa; Chordata; Mammalia; Chiroptera; Molossidae
Product: myosin regulatory light chain 12B
Exons: 5
Coding region: 210-806 (198 amino acids)
Biological process (GO): platelet aggregation
Cellular component (GO): stress fiber; cytoplasm; myofibril
Molecular function (GO): calcium ion binding
Source: RefSeq, a predicted model, not a curated record